AUGGAUUUAGAAGUUGAAAUUCCAAUAUGGUAUAAUGGAAAAAUGAAAUGGAUAUCCAAUCUAACAACACGUUCAACAUGUUUCGAUGUAAUUCAAGCAAUUCUAUCGACAGAUGAAAAACAUGUUUCUCAAUCGAAUGAGGAUUUUAUUCUUUACGAAUCGUGGUGUGGUGUAGAAAGACCAUUGAAACCUCGUUGUCGUCUUUUAAAAUUAUGGAAUUCAUGGGCUGGUGAGUCUCAAAAUGUAACAUUAACACUUCGAACUCAUCAACAAAAAUCAAGUUCAACACAUUUUCUUAUUCGACAACAAGAUAAAAAAUUAGAAAAAUUAAAACGACAACUUAAACGAACAGAUAAACAAAUUGAAAAAUUUACAAACGUUCAAAAUGAUAAUAAUGAAUCCAUGUUAUCAUAUUUAAAUCUUUAUCGUUCAAUAAUUAAUACUCAAACUCAAUUAGAAUAUCAACAGAAAAUAAUAUCUCGUUUAAUAUCUGAUAUUGAAAAUGAAACUCGAACAGAUUUUGAUCAAGAUAAUUUAAAAAAAAUCUUAUCCGAUGUUAAUCAAACAUUAAUUAUUAGUAGAGAAUUAACUGAAAAAUCAGAAGAACUUGAUCAAAAAAUAACUAAAACAAAUGAAGAGAUUGAUCGAAAACAAAAUCUAUUAGAUGAAUUAGAAUUAGAUUAUGCACUUGAUCAAAGAAUUGAUAUGGAUAGUCUUGAUGAUGAUGAUCACGAUCAAUUAAAUUUUUUAUUUAAACAAGAACGUGUUAGUACUAAAGAUAUUUCACCAUCUCCACCACUGAUUUUUCCACAAAGACCACAAGCAGUAUCAUUUCGUCCAACAGCAAUAGUUGAACCGAGUCUCUCAAGAAGUAAAUCAAAAUUUCACUCCGAUCAGCCUACGAAAAGUCGAAUACAAAUAAUUCCUUUUCCAAUUCGUCAUUACAGUCCAUGGUCAGUAUCAACAAAUGACGAAUCUGAUACUGGUAUUAGUUCGUUUAAUUCAAAUGAUGAUCAAUUAGUAACGCUUGUUUAA
Molecule: messenger RNA, 1035 nt
Organism: Rotaria socialis
Lineage: Eukaryota; Metazoa; Rotifera; Eurotatoria; Philodinida; Philodinidae
Source: the annotation of a GenBank genome assembly